AAUAUAGGUAUCCGAAUCCAAAAACCUAACAAGCAAGAGACAAAUGUGUAGUACUGCUGGUUAGGUUUUUAAAGGUCAUCAGCUACCUAUGUCUCCCAAGAUGAUGUUUCCAGUGACCGACUUCCCACAACGUUUAAGACAAGAAAAUUGUUGCUCUAAUCUCUCAGUCCCCUUCGCCAACAAUCUAUAAGAACCCAAAAAACUCUAUAGCAUCUUCAUUUGAGCAAUUUGUAGACAUGUUUAGCCCAGACCUAUUUGAGAGUCCCCAUAUCUUCGACAUGACCCAUAAGACCUCUGAAAGUGAACUAAUGGAGAAGAUCAGGGACGAUUAUUAUGAGACGAAAUCAGGUACGGAAAACACGGAUGCUCCCUCGGGAGAUGAUCAGGAUCCUAACCAGCGCACCAAAAAGAAGCGUUACCACCGCCAUACCCAGCGUCAAAUACAGGAGAUGGAAGCAUUUUUUAAAGAGUGUCCUCACCCAGAUGAUAAGCAAAGGAAGGAGCUGAGCCGUGAGCUAGGGUUAGAACCUCUACAAGUCAAGUUUUGGUUCCAAAACAAGCGCACCCAAAUGAAGGCCCAACAUGAACGCCAUGAAAAUGCUAUAUUGAAGGCUGAGAAUGAAAAACUCCGUGCUGAGAACAAUCGGUACAAGGAAGCUCUUAGCAAUGCUACAUGCCCCAAUUGUGGGGGCCCAGCGGCUCUCGGGGAGAUGUCAUUUGAUGAGCAGCAUUUGAGAAUAGAAAAUGCCCGGUUAAGGGAAGAGAUUGAUAGGAUAUCUGGAAUAGCUGCUAAAUAUGUCGGCAAGCCUUUGACUUCCUUUCCUCACCUUUCUUCUCAUUUACAUUCUCGUUCUCUUGGUCUUGGAACUAGCAAUUUUGGGACACAAUCAGGGUUUGUAGGAGAGAUGUAUGGUGGUGAUCUUCUGAGGUCUGUCUCUGGGCCUACAGAGGCAGAUAAGCCCAUGAUUGUUGAGCUUGCUGUUGCGGCAAUGGAGGAACUAAUCAGAAUGGCGCAAUCUGGGGAACCUUUGUGGGUUUCUGGGGAGAAUUCUACAAAUGUGUUGAAUGAAGAUGAAUACUUGAGAACUUUCCCUAGAGGAAUUGGACCAAAACCUUUAGGAUUGAGAUCUGAAGCUUCAAGGGAAUCUACUGUUGUCAUUAUGAAUCAUGUCAACCUAGUUGAGAUUCUCAUGGAUGUGAAUCAAUGGUCAAGUGUGUUUUGCGGAAUUGUUUCAAGGGCUAUGACUCUAGAAGUCCUAUCAACUGGAGUAGCAGGAAACUACAAUGGAGCCUUGCAAGUGAUGACAGCUGAGUUUCAAGUCCCUUCGCCACUUGUACCAACUCGGGAAAAUUAUUUCGUGAGGUAUUGUAAGCAGCACACUGACGGAACUUGGGCAGUAGUUGAUGUUUCCUUGGAUAAUUUACGCCCUAGUCCAAUGUCCAAGUGUAGAAGAAGGCCGUCAGGUUGUUUGAUCCAAGAAUUGCCAAAUGGAUACUCAAAGGUUAUAUGGGUUGAGCAUGUCGAAGUGGAUGAUAGAGCUGUCCACAACAUAUACAGACCAUUAGUUAAUUCUGGUCUAGCUUUCGGAGCAAAACGUUGGGUGGCUACAUUAGAUCGACAGUGUGAACGUCUUGCAAGUACAAUGGCCAGUAACAUUCCUGCUGGGGAUCUAUGCGUUAUAACUAGCCCAGAAGGGAGGAAGAGUAUGUUGAAGUUGGCAGAGAGGAUGGUGACUAGCUUCUGUACCGGCGUUGGUGCUUCGACUGCCCAUGCUUGGACAACUUUGUCAGCAACAGGUUCUGAUGAUGUGAGGGUAAUGACCAGAAAGAGUAUGGAUGAUCCAGGCAGGCCUCCUGGUAUUGUAUUAAGUGCUGCAACUUCCUUCUGGAUCCCAGUUCCACUAAAGAGGGUUUUUGAUUUCCUCCGGGAUGAGAACUCUCGAAGUGAGUGGGAUAUUCUUUCGAAUGGUGGUCUAGUUCAAGAAAUGGCUCACAUAGCCAAUGGUCGUGAUCCAGGCAAUUGUGUCUCCUUACUGCGCGUAAAUAGUGCAAAUUCUAGCCAGAGCAACAUGUUGAUACUACAAGAGAGCUGCAGUGAUGCUACAGGGUCCUAUGUGAUUUAUGCCCCAGUUGAUAUUGGUGCUAUGAACGUGGUCUUAAGUGGUGGGGAUCCGGAUUAUGUCGCUCUACUGCCAUCAGGUUUUGCAAUUCUUCCUGAUGGUCCAGGACUUAAUGGAGGAGGAAUUCUAGAAAUCGGUUCUGGUGGCUCUCUCCUUACUGUUGCAUUCCAGAUUUUAGUUGAUUCAGUUCCAACGGCAAAACUCUCUCUUGGAUCAGUGGCUACUGUCAAUAGUCUAAUUAAAUGCACAGUUGAAAGGAUCAAGGCUGCGGUCAUAUGUGAUAAUGCUUGACCAGAUAUCAAAAGGGUUAUUAUAUGCCCGAACAAGAGGAGGAAGGGAAGAGAAAAGAAAUGGUGUUUGCGUCAAAUCAUAACGAAGAAGUCAAGAACGCACCUUUUCAUGCCUCGUGGUGUUUGUACUAAGAAGGAAAAUCACCACCUGCAAGGUUAAUAGGUUCGGGUAUUGACUUUGCCAAACACAAAUGAUCAAAGUUAACUCAGGUCUAAUAUUAUAUAUGUUAGAAGAACCGAAAACUCACCAUUUUGUGACCUUAGGGCUAAGUCUAAGACUGAGAGUUUACUGUAGGGGUUAUCUUAAAUUGUCUAAUUUCUUUAAUUUCCUUCUUUGGGUUUCAUGUGUUUUUGUUGAAGCAUUAGUUGGACUCAUACUUCAUUAACAGACAUUUCCUUCUGCCUUAUGUUUUGCUAGAUUUGAAAUUAA
This is a messenger RNA of Durio zibethinus, 2840 nucleotides long. RefSeq names its product homeobox-leucine zipper protein PROTODERMAL FACTOR 2-like. NCBI's taxonomy places the organism in Eukaryota, Viridiplantae, Streptophyta, Magnoliopsida, Malvales, Malvaceae. Gene Ontology annotation, biological process: regulation of DNA-templated transcription. Gene Ontology annotation, molecular function: DNA binding; lipid binding; DNA-binding transcription factor activity, RNA polymerase II-specific. The record is from RefSeq and is a predicted model, not a curated record.